This is a messenger RNA of Salvia miltiorrhiza (redroot sage), 1539 nucleotides long. Its product is annotated as transcription elongation factor SPT4 homolog 2-like. The transcript has 5 exons. The record is from RefSeq and is a predicted model, not a curated record. Bases 795 to 1163 code for a protein of 122 amino acids. Gene Ontology annotation, molecular function: RNA polymerase II complex binding; zinc ion binding. Gene Ontology annotation, biological process: positive regulation of DNA-templated transcription, elongation; mRNA processing; chromatin organization. Gene Ontology annotation, cellular component: DSIF complex; nucleus. NCBI's taxonomy places the organism in Eukaryota, Viridiplantae, Streptophyta, Magnoliopsida, Lamiales, Lamiaceae.
UAAAUUGCGGGGAUAGAGAUCAAUCGGUUCGUGUCCUAAAAAAAUGAAAUAUGAAAUCUGUAGUGUAAAAUCCCUCUCACCAAAAACACGGGGUUGAACUUUGUUCGAUUCCAUCGACAACCAUUUGAGGUACUUUAUUCCAUUGUUCUACCUUUGUAUUUCUGUUAUUGUCUCUUACAAUCUUUUUCACUCCGACGGGAAUUCUGGUCAAGACUUUUUACUCUUUGUCGAAUCGAAAAUUUGGCAAAAUUUGGGGUUUUGACGUGGAAUGUCAAAGGGUGCUUUAGAUAAUGAAAAUAAGAUAAUCAAAUUUUUUGGGUUUCUUGUUAGAGUGUGUGACUAAGCUUAUUUUAAAGAGUUUAUAAGAUCUAAUUUCUUAAAAAUUUAUAAGUUAUUAAAGUGUUUGGAUAAUUUAGCUUAUAAGUUAAAGAGAGAAUUUUUCGUUAGUGAGAGAAAAUUUUGUUAGAAAAAGAAAAUCGAAUUAAAAAUGAAAUUGGAAGCUUAUUUUGCAUAAGCACAUCCAAACACCCUCUGAGUCAUAUCUGUUUGCCCAUGAAGUGUGUUCGACGAAAUCAGAAAAUAGUUAUUGUAGAUCAGUAGAUGUCUUUUGUGUAAAAAAUGAAAGAAAAAUCAGAAAGCUCCGUAUCCUAUUCUUUAUACUUUCACCAUUAGAAUUCAUGCAUUGAACAGACGAAUUAGAUAAUCUCUUUACAUUAUCUUACAAACUCACAAUGUUACUCGAAAAGAUUCUUCUGUGUUUAUGCUACCAUGUGUAGACGAAAGGAAGGGGAAUUAUGGUUAAUCAAGGGGGAGGAGCAGCAGAAAUGGCGCAAAUACCAACCAGUUUUGGGCAUGAGCUGAGAGCCUGCCUUCGCUGCCGACUUAUCAAGACCCACGACCAGUUUAUGGACUUUGGGUGCGAAAACUGCAAGUUCUUUCAGAUGGAGAAUGACCGUGACAGAGUUCUUGACUGCACAACUCACAAGUUCACAGGGUUAAUCUCUGUCAUGGACCCGACUAGAUGUUGGGCCACCCGUUGGCUACGCACUGGAAAAUGUGUUCCUGGUUGCUAUACGCUUGCGGUCUCUGAAGCACUGCCUCAGGACUUGCAGAAUGUUUGUGAAGAUGAGAAUGUGCCUUAUGUUCUACCCAGAGGUGUCUGACCAGCUGAUCAUCUUCGCUUCCUUUUUGGAAUCUACCUCUUUAAUAUAGAAACAAGCUUAUAAGCUUAGUCGAACACCUUCUAGGUUGUCUAUGUAUGGGAUAAGUGGACUUGCUAAUUUAACCAUUUUGGCAAAAACAUGAUGGACGCUAAGUAGUUGCUAGCGGCGACAUGUUUUAAGUAUUGGCUCAGUAAGCUGAGCUAACUAUUUUGACAAAGCGAGGACGGAUGCUUACUAGUGGAGCUGUUGCGCUGUCUUAUAAUUCUAAUGCUACUAAGCGUUAUUAUCCAUUUAACAAUGUUAUAUAAAUAUCAAAUCACAGUAUCCUGAUGGAUUGCAAAUUUUGAGAAUCAACAAUUGUGAAGGAUUUGUUUUU